This is a messenger RNA of Kluyveromyces marxianus DMKU3-1042, 978 nucleotides long. RefSeq names its product L-serine dehydratase (gene SDL1). Bases 1 to 978 code for a protein of 325 amino acids. NCBI's taxonomy places the organism in Eukaryota, Fungi, Ascomycota, Saccharomycetes, Saccharomycetales, Saccharomycetaceae. The transcript has a single exon. Gene Ontology annotation, biological process: L-threonine catabolic process; L-serine catabolic process. The record is from RefSeq and is a predicted model, not a curated record. Gene Ontology annotation, molecular function: threonine deaminase activity; L-serine ammonia-lyase activity; pyridoxal phosphate binding.
AUGACUCCACUGACUUAUAAAACUCCACUUCUACCCUUCAAAAUAGAAGGGGAACCUGAUGGGCCCACUCUCUUGUUGAAAUACGAGAUUUUGCAGCCAGGAGGAAGUUUCAAAUCGAGAGGGAUUAGUCAUCUCAUUAACACUACGUUGAAUUCGGUUGAAGGCGACAAAAGUGAACUCUGUGUUUACUCUAGUUCUGGUGGAAAUGCCGGUCUUGCUGCGGCAAGGGCGUGUGAGACUUUGGGUGUAAAAUGUGUGGUAGUUGUGCCGAAAUCUACUAAGCAACGAAUGGUAGAAAAAAUAAGGGCAACCGGAUCUGACGUUAUUAUCCAUGGCGCACACUGGAAAGAAGCCGAUCACUACUUGAGAGAAGUGAUCAUGAAGCAAUCUACAUAUUCGAAAAAGUUAUAUGUUCAUCCAUUUGAUAAUGCAACCCUCUGGGAGGGCCAUUCUGAGAUGGUUGACGAAAUAAUUGAUCAAUUAUCGGACUACAGUAUUAGUACUGAGCGAUUGAAAGGAAUAGUAUGCAGUGUUGGUGGGGGUGGGCUUUACAGUGGUAUCAUAACGGGUUUAGAAAGGCAUAAUCUGGCCGAAAAGAUAUCCGUGUUUGCUAUGGAGACUAAAGGGUGUGAUGCAUUGAAUAAGUCAUUAGCAGUCAAAGAGCCCGUUGUUUUAGAUGGAAUCAGUAGUAUUGCUACUUCUCUCGGAUCCACAUAUAUUUGUUCUAAUGGAUUUGAAAAGGCGUUGAAAUAUUCUACGAAAUCAAUUGCUCUGGAUGAUCAAGAUGUACUAGAUACAUGUAUGAAGUUUUUUGAUCAAACUUCUAUACUCGUGGAACCAGCUUGUGGUGCAUCGCUGCACGUCUGCUAUCAUCCAGAGUUACUAGGAGCUCUCAAUCCAAAUGAUGUGUAUGUUGUAAUUUUAUGUGGAGGAUCUUGCAAUACAUAUGAUGAGAUAAAAUCCCUUUCAAAAAGAUAG